AGUGCACCGCGCCGGCCGCCGUGCGUCCGCAACUGCAAGUUACUGUGAGACUCGCGGAGCUGCUUCACGCCACGGCAUCGCUGUGUUUACAGUUUUGUUGUUGUUGUUGAGGCUUUUGGGCUGGGCUCCUCCAGUAUGUACCACAACAGCAGCCAAAAGCGGCACUGGACUUUCGCCAACGAGGAGCAGCUGGCGCGACUGCGGUCUGACGCCAAUCGCAAAUUCAAAUGCAAAGCGGUGGCAAAUGGGAAGGUUCUUCCAAAUGAUCCAGUCUUUCUUGAGCCUCAAGAAGAAUUGACUCUGUGUAAAUACUAUGAGAAGAGAUUAUUGGAAUUCUGCUCAGUGUUUAAGCCCGCAAUGCCGAGGUCUGUUGUGGGUACAGCUUGUAUGUACUUCAAACGUUUUUAUCUUAAUAAUUCUGUAAUGGAAUAUCACCCCCGGAUAAUAAUGCUUACUUGUGCAUUUCUGGCCUGCAAAGUAGAUGAAUUUAAUGUGUCCAGUCCUCAAUUUGUCGGAAACCUUCGAGAGAGUCCCCUGGGACAGGAGAAGGCGCUGGAACAGAUUUUGGAAUACGAGCUACUCCUUAUACAGCAACUUAAUUUUCACCUUAUUGUCCAUAAUCCUUAUAGACCAUUUGAGGGCUUCCUCAUUGAUAUAAAGACCCGCUAUCCCAUGCUGGAGAACCCAGAGGUUUUGAGGAAAACAGCAGAUGACUUUCUUAAUCGAAUUGCAUUGACAGAUGCUUAUCUCCUAUACACACCUUCCCAGAUUGCCCUCACUGCCAUUUUAUCUAGUGCCUCCAGGGCUGGAAUCACUAUGGAAAGUUAUUUAUCCGAGAGUCUAAUGCUGCGAGAAAAUAGAACUUGCUUGUCACAGUUACUAGACAUAAUGAAAAGCAUGAGAAACCUAGUAAAAAAGUAUGAGCCACCAAGACCUGAAGAAGUUGCUGCUCUGAAACAGAAGCUAGAGCGAUGUCACUCUGCCGAGCUUGCACUUAAUGUUGUCACAAAGAAGAGGAAGGGCUAUGAAGAUGAUGACUAUGUAUCAAAGAAAUCCAAACAUGAAGAGGAAGAAUGGACUGAUGACGACCUGGUAGACUCUCUGAAUGUUUGAAGUUGCUAUGUCAGUUCUGACCAGCGGAAAAUGUUACCUGGCAUUUCAUGUUAACACAAAUCAUUAAAUUUUUCUAUUAUUCCA
Cavia porcellus (domestic guinea pig) is the source of this 1197-nucleotide messenger RNA. It is a transcript of the gene Ccnh, whose product is annotated as cyclin H. Gene Ontology annotation, molecular function: cyclin-dependent protein serine/threonine kinase regulator activity. NCBI's taxonomy places the organism in Eukaryota, Metazoa, Chordata, Mammalia, Rodentia, Caviidae. Bases 136 to 1113 code for a protein of 325 amino acids. The transcript is spliced from 9 exons. Gene Ontology annotation, biological process: regulation of cyclin-dependent protein serine/threonine kinase activity; regulation of transcription by RNA polymerase II; DNA-templated transcription. Gene Ontology annotation, cellular component: transcription factor TFIIK complex; nucleus. The record is from RefSeq and is a predicted model, not a curated record.